Messenger RNA from Pseudocercospora fijiensis CIRAD86, 1050 nucleotides. RefSeq lists its product as uncharacterized. NCBI's taxonomy places the organism in Eukaryota, Fungi, Ascomycota, Dothideomycetes, Mycosphaerellales, Mycosphaerellaceae. Bases 1 to 1050 code for a protein of 349 amino acids. The transcript has 3 exons. Gene Ontology annotation, biological process: regulation of transcription by RNA polymerase II. Gene Ontology annotation, molecular function: zinc ion binding; DNA-binding transcription activator activity, RNA polymerase II-specific. The record is from RefSeq and is a predicted model, not a curated record.
AUGGAUCACACAGGUCUGCACGUCUUCUCUGCUUGUGCGCCUGUCCAAGCAUACACCAAGCCCUACCACCAGCGACGUACGCACAAGAAGUCGCGUGGAGGAUGUAUGAAGUGCAAGGAGAAACGUGUGCGCUGCGAUGAGAAACAGCCGGCCUGCACACGCUGCGCCCGUCGAUCGCUUGAUUGCCAAUAUCAGCGCAGUCCUGGCUCUGAAGAUUCAGUAAGCGCCAGUCCUCCCGAGGUUACGCACCACGAGCUAUGCCGAGAGGAAACGCCGCCAAUGCUCUCCUAUGAACAUGACCUUGCGUUACAACUCGGGCAUCCUGAAAAGACUUUGACGAGAAGCUCAACUCAAGACCAAUUGCUGAGGCAUUAUGAGCUUAUCACGGAGCACGGUCUCGUUAUGGGACCAGAGUCGAAGAUGUACCACGAGAGAGUUAUGCGAAUGGCUGUAGACGUAACUUUGAUGGUCUCAAUCCGAUACUUCGCUUCUUGGGACGACAGUCCGCCUGAGAAGUCCUGGGUCUUCUCUAACGAUCCUCAGCGACUGAGCUGGUUUACAGUCCAGCAGGGUCAAUCUGCCAUCCUUGCCCAAGUGAGACCGAAUCACUGCCGCAGCGGCUUUCUCUCCAACUUUACAGUACAAGCCAAAGACCUUCAUGGCAGGGAUCGGCGUUUACCACAAGGACUGUUUGAUAUAUGCGAAGUGACGGAUCCACGAGGACCACGAGGCGUGCAUGCAAACCCGUACCACGACAUUGUGCAUGCUCUCGCACUAAUAGUGCCUCUGGAGCCUGGAAUCAACAGCCUGAUGAAGUAUAUGCACUUUUGUGCUCGAGUGCACGCACGAUUCGUCGCUCUUGUGGAGAGGAAUGAGCCUCGGGCGCUCCUGAUCUUGGCUUACUGGUUUGCUCUGUUGUGCAACGUUGGAGACGUGUGGUGGUGCCAGCAGAGGGCAUGGAGAGAUUGCACCGCCAUCUCUGAGGCAUGCGGGUACAUCCUCUCCGGGCGAGACAAUACCUGCUCAGUUCUAGACCCGCUUGGAGAUUGA